Molecule: messenger RNA, 3130 nt
Organism: Leptidea sinapis
Lineage: Eukaryota; Metazoa; Arthropoda; Insecta; Lepidoptera; Pieridae
Product: nose resistant to fluoxetine protein 6-like
Exons: 12
Coding region: 74-2122 (682 amino acids)
Molecular function (GO): acyltransferase activity, transferring groups other than amino-acyl groups
Source: RefSeq, a predicted model, not a curated record
GUUGUAUUUGGAUGAUUUUCCAAAUUUGUAUCCAUUUGAUAGAGAUCUACAUGAAAGGGUUCUCGAUGAAGAAAUGUGUCAGCGACAACUUUAUCAUAUGGUGUUUCAGGAUGCUGGAAUUCUUACACAAUUUGUGGACGCAGGAGCGAGAACUCCGAAAGGAAUAUUAAAUGGAAAUUUGAGAGACAUGGGAAACUAUCAUCAGUGUUUAUCCAUAAGGCAAAAUGCUUUAGAUAUGACAUUUGAAGGAAAAUAUUGUUUAAUCAAUGUACCUUUAAAUCAAGAAUUUGAUAUACCAUCCCUUGAAUGGCCUAUAUUUGACACGAAUACAUUAAAAAUUGACGGGUACUUGGAGCUAUUGGAACAAAAUGAAUUGAAAUACUCUCAAUUAAGAAAUGCAUUGUCUAUAGGAACUAAUAUAUUGGACUCAACUUCUAGGCUUGGUAAUGAUACUACUACUAUCUUUCGAAAUUUGGAGCUGAAAUUAGCUAUUUGUAUACCAAAGGUCUGCACAACACAUGAAGCAAUUAACAGUAUCAUAAAUGUAACAUCAUAUGGUUUUGUUUAUGAGGAUGAUAUGUGCAGACUGCCCAAUGAUAAGCAUUGGGUUGCUGGGGACUAUGUGGCUAUAGUGCUCUUUUCAAUCAUUGGUUUCCUGAUACUAGUAAGCACAUCAUAUGACCUUUAUCAUCUAUUUUACCUCAAAAGAAGUUCGGAUCAAAUGCAUCUACUACGUCUAUUUUCCGCUUACACAAACAUGGCAUACUUAUUACGUAGUUCUAGUAAACCAGGGACCCUUGAAUGUUUGGACGGAAUAAGAGCAAUUGCAAUUAUUUGGGUCAUUCUCGGACAUACUUUUGCAGUCAUACCAUCUGUUGUAGCUAACUUUUUUGAUAUGGCUGAGUGGGUUCAAAAAGUUCAAAAUAUUUGGGUGACUGGGGCUGAUCUCACUGUUGACACUUUUUUCAUGCUCAGCGGUUUGCUGGUAGUUUACAUCAGUUACGUCAAAUUUACACCAAAGUCUCUCUUGAUGAAUUUACACAAAUUUUACUUGGGAAGGUUACUUAGGAUGUUUCCAAUAUUGGCAAUAGUUAUACUCUUUGAAGCUUCUUUAUACAAUAGAAUAUCGGAUGGUGGAUUCUGGUACAUAGCUGCUGGAAACGUGCACACGUGCAGAGCGUUUUGGUGGACCACACUUCUCCACAUCCAAAACUUUGUCAAUCCUCAUCAACCUUGCAUUAUAGUAACGUGGUACCUGGCAAUAGAUGCUCAGCUUCAUUUAAUAUCUCCGUUGGUACUAUUCUGGCUGUUACGUGGUAGCAAGCGUUCUUCUUGGUCAGCUCUCAUCAUAGGACUUACCAUAUCACUGCUAGUUGCUACGCUUUACAUUUUUCUCGUGGAUACUAAUGACAACUACGCUCAUUACUAUGUGAAUAUAUUAACCCGUUCGCCACCAUUCUUCGUUGGUAUGAUUAUUGGAUAUAUUCUACGCAUGUACAGGAAUAAGAAGGUCAAAAUAUCACGAGUUAUAGCUGCAUUCUUUACUUUGGUCUGUAUCGGAAUGACCUAUCUGAUGCUUUACCUCAACUAUCUUAAUGGCCAACCUGAUUGGGGUAGCCAGACUACAUCAAAUUUGAUCAACGCAUUUACUCGCGCAAUAUGGGCAGCAAGUGUGGGAUGGAUUAUAUUCGUUUGUGUUAAUGGUUACGGGGGUCCAAUCAACUGGUUCCUAUGCUUAGAAAUAUGGAAGAUCCCUGCUAGAGUUUCCUAUGGGAUGUAUUUGGUACAUUUUUCAAUGAUGUUCGCUUACUAUUCAUCUGCGUUUCAAAAUAUCUAUUUCACAGUGCCUUCAACAUUAUUUCAAUUCAUCGGCUUCCUCAGCCUAACAAUCAUUCUUGCUAUACUUGUAACGGCACUUAUAGAAUUUCCUAUUGCGAUGCUUUUGAAACCCCUUCUGGAUAUAAAGCCACCUCAGCAAAAACCUCUAAUAAAGGAUUCACGAGAAAUCUCCGAUGAACAAAAUAAUAUUCCACCUCUAGCGAGUAGGGGUGGCAAAGUGAAUGAAGUCUUUGAGCCUGAUGAAAAUGAAAAUAGUGAAAAAAAUGUUGACAAGAGUAAAUAGUGAUUGUACAAAUAAAAUUGACUUUAGACUUAUUUUACUGAAUUCGUAAUAGUGGAUAAAUUCGUGGAUUUACUUUAUUAUAAAACAUGGAAACAUAAUUCUAAGAAUGUCUGUCCAUUGAAGUCGAUCUGGGAAUCGUAGCUCUACGUAUAAAUUUAUACUCCUCUUCACAAAUCUUAAAAUGGAGCGGAGAUAAAUUCAGUUUAUAUGCAUUUUAAUGCUAUUGGUAAGCUCCGUUCUGAUUCUCUCUCCAUUCUCUUAUCCUCUUCAAUGAACGGAAAUCUAAUAGAGAUGUUAUCAUUUUUCCUACUUAACCACUUUCAUAAUUGAUGUUUUUCCGAUGAGUUUUUGCUUCUUCAUUAUGUUGUACAAAGGCUCGCCAUGAUAUGAGUAGGAGUGCUUCGUACUUCAAAUAAACACCACCACAAACAAAUUCACUACCGUACUCAUAUCUUAAACUUCAUUAUUCAUUGUUGGAAUAAGUGUAGAAAAUACUUUCAUUUUUUGUACACUACAUGUAUGUAGUACUCGAUACCUUCAAUAUAAUCAAUCAUACCUAGCCUCAUUCUACGAUCUGUAUGUUAUCUUACUAGCCAAACGUCAAGUUAGAAAAUAAGAGAUAGAAAAAGCAACAUUAUUAUCCAUACAGAAACAAAACUCACCGACAUAAUGGAAAUAAUAGACCAACAAAAAUGGAAGUGGGCAGGGCACUUGAUUCGAGAUAGAAAAAGAAAAUGGAGCCAAGCAGCGACAGAAUGGUAUUCAAGGGUUGGCAAGUGAAAUCAAGGAAAGCAGUUUACUAGAUGAAAGGAUGAAAUUAAGUUAACAGCGGAUGUGAACUGGAGGAGAGUCAAACGAAACAGGAAACAAUGGAAAUCUUUAGAGGAGGAUUUUUAGGAGACCUAUGCCAAGAGCCACACCGAAAUUAGGGAUAUCUUGUUAAUUUAGUUUUAGAAUUAUUGUUUGAAUUAAGUUUUGUAAUAAAAGGACUUAUUCUUACUAUGAUAA